GUUAUGCCACUCGAGGUUAAUUUUUCUGAUAGCUAGCUAGCCCAACGAAGUUACUUUGCGCUGUUUCGGACUGGUGGGGAGAUGGCGGCUGUUCUGCUCCAAGUCUUGGAGCGCACAGAGCUUAAUAAACUCCCUAAAGCUGCUCAAAAUAAACUAGAAAAGUUCCUUACUGACCAGAAGAAUGAAAUCGAAUCCCUCAAAACGCAACACGAGCGGUUCAAAGCGGACUGUGAGCAGCAAUACUUUGACGUUGAGAAGAGGUUGGCAGAGAGUCAGGAGCAGAUUGUCUCUCACACCCGGGAUUACCAGACUCUCAAAGAGGAGAAUACCAAACUCAUCGAAGAGCUGAACAAUCUGAAAGGUGUGGAUGUGGAAUCAUCAGAGGAGAAGGAAUCACAGCAGCCGAGCAAAGCCAAAUAUGAGAUUGAGGCCGAAAGGCGGGAACUGGCUCGUCUGCUUGAGAAGAGAACUCAAGAAGUGGAAAAUCUCACCGAGGAUGUCAAGCGGUUCAAUGACAAGCUGGUGGAGACCAACACAGCCAAAAUAGAUCUCCAGCUCAAACUGGAUGAGAUUCAGUCCUCUGAGGUCUCUAUUCAGCACCGUGAGAAACGUAUGGAGCAGGAGAAGGAGCUGCUGCAGAACCAGAACACGUGGCUGAACUCUGAAUUGAAGACCAAGACAGAGGAGUUGCUGUCAGUCUCCAGGGAGAAGGGCAAGGAGAUCCUGGAGCUCAAGUGCAGCCUAGAGGGCAAGAAGGACGAGGUCACAAGGCUUCAAACCCAAGUCACCAAUCUGAAGAAGAGCAGUGAGAACCUGCAGAAGCGAGUAGAGGACCUGAUGACAAAACUGAAAGAGGCUAAAGACCAACAGAGCAACAUGGAGGAGAAGUACCGCAAUGAACUGAAUGCCCACAUCAAGCUCUCCAACUUGUACAAGGGGUCAGCGUCAGACGCAGAGUCCAAGAACGAGGAGCUGAACAGGGCCGUGGAGGAGCUGCACAAGCUGGUGAAGGAUGCUGGUGAUGCGAGACAGAACAUGGAGAAGAAGCUGGCAGACAUGGAGGGGUCAAAGGGCAAACAGGAGGCUGACCUGAAGGAGAAGAUCAAGAAGAUGGAGCUGGAGAACGCCAACCUGCGCGCCUCAGAUAAGAGACGCAUGCCAGUGCUCACAGAGGAGGAGUUGGACUCCAUGUGUCCGACCGCAGCUGCUGUGGCCAAGAUUGUCAAGCCUGGAAUGAAGUUCAUGGAGCUGUACAACGCAUUCGUGGACGUCCAGGACCAGUUGCUCGUAGAGAAGCAGGAGAACCGGCGUGUGACGCGCGUGCUGGACGAGAUUGUGCAGGAGGUGGAGGAGAAGGCGCCCAUCCUAAAGCGCCAGCGGGAGGAGUAUGAGAGCAUGCAGAGGUCCAUGAACAGCCUCUGUGCCAAACUGGAACAGGCCAGGAUGGAGAUCCACAGACUGCAGAAGGAGACAGACGAGGCCAAAAAGCUCUGCUCCACCCUGGAGAAGGACAGCCAGCACUCUGAGAGACAGCUGGAGGACAUGUCCCAGCAGGUGCGCGUCCUGCUAGUGGAGCUGGAGGAGGCACGUGGCAACCCGGUGGUCCGCGAGGAGACUAUGAACGUGAGCAGCAGCUCUGAGAUCAUCAACCCGCGCCAGGUUUCCUUCCGCAGUGUGGAGGAGCUGCAGCGGCAGAACCAGAGCAUGCUAGCACGCCUCCGGGAGCUGGGAGAGCAGAUGGAGAGGGAGCAGACUGAUGCCAAGUCUGCACGUGUGACCCAGCUGGAGCAGCAGCUGGAGAAGGUCCAGAAGGAGCUAGAGAUUAUAAAGGAGCAGAGGAACCAGCAAAAGCAGCUGGCUGACUCCAACGGCCGCCAGAGAGACAUGUACCGCAUCCUGCUGUCCCAGAGCACCGGCUUCAACCUCCCACCACAAGGUCCUACACAGGAGGCAGCCCCCCAGAUGUACACCCCCAGCCGGCCCUCCUUCCCCCCUCCCACCAGGUCCACCCCCAUGAGGGCUUCAGCCGCUGAGUCUUCCCAGGCCACCAAGGCUGCUCUCAAACAGUUGAACGACUCCUUCACCACGUACAAGAAGGAGAAGGCGGAGAACGACAGGAUGCUGAACCAGCAGAACGACAAGAUACAGGAGCAGCUGUCUGAGGUCCGCUCCCAGAAGGCCAAGCUCUCCACACAGCUGGAGUUCGCCUCCAAGAGGUAUGAGAUGCUGCAGGAGAACGUAAACGGCUACAGGCGGGAGAUCGCUGCGCUGCACGAGAAGAGCCAGAAGAUGGCCGCCACGGCUCAGAAACACGAGCAGAUCAUCCACACCAUGACCCAGGACCUUCGGGCAGCCAAUGAGAAGCUGGCAUUGGCAGAGGUGCGUGGUGAGAACCUGAAGAAGGAGAGCGACAUGCUGAAGUCAGCUGAGUCCAGACUGAAGCAGGAGAAGGAGGCCGUGAUGUCUGAGCAGCGCAACCAGAACCUCCUGCUCACCAACCUCAAGUCCAUCCAGCUGACGAUGGAGCGUACGGAGACCGAGACCAGGCAGCGUCUGAACAGCCAGAUAGAGAGACUGGAGAGAGAGCUCACCCAGUUUAAGAAGAAACUGGCUGAAGAGGUGGAGCAGAGGCACGCGCUGGGCCGCAACCAAGACGCUCAACUGCUGGAGGCCAAGAAGCAGCUGGAGGCCCAGUGUGCCCUGCACCAGAAGACCAAGGAGCUGUUGAAGAAUGCUGAGCAACAGGCUAACCUACUGAGACAGCAGCUCAGCCAUGCUGAGAGCCAGAACCAGGGUUCAGGUUUAGGCCAGGGCCAGACCAACCCCCGGGCACCCAUUAGAGCACCACUAAGAGCUCCAUCUCAGACCCUAGCUCAGUCUCAGGCCCAGUCCCAGGCUUCCCAGCAGUCCCAGGCUUCCCAGCAGGCCCAGUCCCAGGCUUCCCAGGAGGCCCAGGCCAAACUCCAGGCAGAACUAGAGGAGGUGCGCGGGCGUCUGCAGCAGGCCGAGAAGCUGAUCAGUGAUCUGCAGGAGCGCCUGCAGAACGCCAGCACCAAUGUGGAGCAGUACCGCACCAUGGUGCUCAGUCUGGAGGAGUCCCUCAGCAAGGAGAAACAGGCUCGUUCUCCUGUGGAGACUCGUCUGAAGGAGGCUCAGGAGUUCCAGCGUGGGCUGGAGAAGAAGCUGGUGGAGGCUGAGAAGGAGAAACAGGAGCUCCGUGAGGAGAAGAGGAAGGCCGUGGACAUUGUGGAGAAACAGAUGAAUGAGCUGAAGAGGACCAUGAAGAACAUGCAAUCAGAGCUGCAGGAGGCGGAGGAGAGGAAGGCUGCAGCUGUUACCCAGGAACAGAAGGCCAUGCAGGAAAGCCUGCAGCAGGGCAAGCUGGCAGUGGAGGCCCAGAACAAGUACGAGAGGGAGUUGAUGCUGCAUGCGGCCGAUGUGGAGGCGCUGCAGGCGGUCAAGAGACAAGGCCUGCAGGGGAACCAGAGCAGGAAGCAGCUGGAGGACAAGGCCAAACAGACCACCACCCAGCUACAGGAGGCUCGCACCAACUGGAACCAGCUGGAGAAGAAACUCAAGGAGGACCUGUCCAAGCAGCAGAAGCGGGCAGACGAGCUGCAGAAGCAGAAUGGCCUGCUGCACCAGCAGAUGGAGAGCCUGGGAGCCAAAAUGGCUGCCACAGUACAGCUACAGCAACAGUCCAAUAGGGGGAGCAGCCUCAACCUGUCCUUCAGCGAGGAGGGCAAGUCCCAGGAACAGAUCCUGGAGAUCCUCAGGUUUGUGCGUCGCGAGAAGGAGAUUGUGGAGACACAGUUUGAGGUGGCCGAGGUUGAGACACUGCGCUACAAACAGCAAGUUGAACACCAGGACCGAGAGCUGAAGGAACUACAAGAGAGCCUCAAUGCUGAGAGAGAGAAACUACAGCUGACAGCGAAGACUAUGGCCCAGCACGAUGAGAAGAUGAAGAGGAUGGAGAACAUGAACAUGCUGGUGGAGACCAACAAGAUGCUGAAGGAGGAGAGGGAGAGGCUGGAGCAGGAGCUGCACCAGACCCAGGCUAAAGUGCGUAAGCUGGAGGCAGACAUCACUCCCCUGCAGGACUCCACCUCUGAGCUGAGUGAGAAGAAUGGCAUGCUGCAGGCUGAGAAGAAACUGUUGGAGGAGGACAUCAAACGCUGGAAGGCCCGCACACAGCAACUGGUGAGCCAGCAGAAGGACACAGACCAGGAGGAGAACAAGAAGCUGCACUCGGAGAGAGAGGCCCACCUCAAACGCAUCCAGCAGCUCUCUGAGGAGACUGGGAGACUCAAGGCUGAGGUGGCCAGGACCCAUGCGUCAGUGACCACAGUCCAGAGCCAGGUGCAGAACCUGAGGGAGACUCUGGGCAAGGUGACCACCGAGAGGGAUGUGACCAAGAAGGAGCUGGACGCCAAGAACCUGGACAUCCAGGAGAAGUCCAAGACCAUCACGCAGGUCAAGAAGAUCGGCCGCCGUUACAAGACCCAGUAUGAGGAGCUCAAAGUGCAGCACGACAAGCUGGUGGCAGAGGCAGCAGCCAAGCCAGCCCAGGAGGAGAUGCAGCAGGCCCAGCAGCAGGCCCAGCAGCAGGCCCAGCAGCAGGCCCAGGAGAUCCAGAGCCUGAAGGACUCCCUCAGCCAGGCUGAGACCAAGGUCAAAGACCUGGAGGGACAACUGAAAAACGUACAGGAGACAGUGAGUGAGCGCGACACAGAGAUGGGGCGUCUGAGACAGGAGCUGACCCGCCUCCAGGAACAGUCUACCCAGGCCCAGGGGACCCAGAGUGAAGUGAUCCGGCUGAAACAGGAGCUAACACGCCUCCAGGAACAAUCUACCCAGGCCCAGGGGACCCAGAGUGAAGUGACCCGGCUGAAACAGGAGUUGACCCGCCUUCAGGAACAGUCUACCCAGGCCCAGGGGACCCAGAGUGAAGUGACCCGGCUGAAACAGGAGCUGACCCGCCUCCAGGAACAGUCUACCCAGGCCCAGGGGACCCAGAGUGAAGUGACCCGGCUGAAACAGGAGCUGACCCGCCUCCAGGAACAGUCUACCCAGGCCCAGGGGACCCAGAGUGAAGUGACCCGGCUGAAACAGGAGCUGACCCGCCUCCAGGAACAGUCUACCCAGGCCCAGGGGACCCAGAGUGAAGUGACCCGGCUGAGACAGGAGCUGCAGGAGAAAACUGCUCAGGAGGAGUCACUACGGCAACAGAUGGCCGACAAGGAGGAGAAGACCAAGAAGGUCUUCAUGGGCGCCAAGCAGAAGAUCAACCAGCUCAACAUUGCGAAGGAGCAGCUGGCCAAGGAGGUGGAGGAGCUGAAGCAGCAGCGGGAGGAGCAGGAGGUGCGUCUGAGUGCUCUCAAGUCCCAGUAUGAGGGCCGUCUGCACCGACAGGACCGAGAGAUCAGGGAGCUCAGAGACCACCGUGACGAACAACCUCAGAGAGACGAGUCCCAGGACCAGGGUAAAAAUAAGAGCCAGGAGCAGCAGCAGAGAGCUCCAGAACAGAGGCAGAUCAGCCAAAGGACUACCCAAGCUGCAGACAGGGGAAGUGGUUCUUCUGGCUCUUCAGAGCAGCCCCCCACUGCCAACAUUAAACCCACCACGGUAUCAGGCGGUGCCCCCAGUAAACCUUCUCCCAUCCCCGGGAACAAGUCCACCCCCAGGGCCAGCAUCCGACCCAUGGUGCCCAUAACCAUGCCCACCCCCACGGCCACUGUCAUGCCCCAUACACAGUCUGACAGCCAGGAAGCGCUGCAGUCCUCUGAGGGUGGAACCCCCGUGGAACACGUGUCUGUGUUUGGCAGCACCAGCGGCUCGGUCCGCUCCACCAGCCCUAGCGUCCAGAACAUCACGCACACUCAGUUUCAGCCAAUCAGCAGCCAGGCCACCGCCUUUGUCCAGCCCACCCAGCAACAGCAGGCCCCGCCCAUCGCCGAGCCGGCCAGUCAGGAGGCAGAGGCGGGCCCUAGUGGUCAGGUGGAGAGGCCCUCCACGUCUACGGCCGUAUUUGGCUCCGGUAUGGCCACAGGGUGCUCUGCGGGGCCAAAGCGUGCCCGCGAGGUGGAGCAGGAACCUCGGGCAGAGAGCGCCGACACGGCCCUGGAGGACCCAGACGAAACACCCAUCCCGAAGAAGCUCCGUAUCAUCCAGAGAGUGGGCCUGGAGGAGGAGAGUGAAGAGGGCACUGAUGGAGAAGCUGAGGGGUCAGGGGAGAACCAGAAGACUCCAGAUGGCAGCCAGGAGCUACCAGACGUGUCCUUUCCUGUAUUGGGCGAGGUGGAGGAAGAGGACGACGGGGUGUCCCAGUCUGUCCCCUCAGACCACCAGGUGACCCCCCAGCCCUCUGACACCCAGGACUCCAGCGAGGAGCGCCAGCCUGACGUCAUCAUCAUCGAUACGGACAGCUCCAGUCGAGACGAAGAGGAGGAGGAGGAGGAGGAGGAGGUAGAGCAGUUUUUUUCUCCCCAGUAUGAGGAAGAGGUGGAGGAAGAGAAGGAUGAUGAAGAUGAUGACCAGGGGAUGGGAAGAGAGGAGAGCAACGAGGCGAGCGGAGACGCUAACGAGCCGAACGAAGGAGAAGGAGACGAGACGGGCCCUGAGACCUCGGAGCCUGCCUCGGAGAACGAGGAGAGCAUGGGUGCUAUAGACUCCACCUCCCAGAAACAGGCUGACUCACAGAGCGGUGGUGGGAGCAGCAGCACCACAGAGUCCUUCCCCUUGGCCAUGUCUGAUCCCCCCAGAGAACUGCUACAGCCUUCCCCUAGUACUACCACCACCUUCUCCUUCUCUACCUCCCCCUUCUCCCCCUCCACCACCCCCAGCCUCAGCCUGGACCCCCGUCAGGUCCCCCUGCGCCUGCCCCAGUCCGUCCCACGCCGACCCCCACACCCCCUGCCCCCACGCCUCUACAUCCAGCCGCCCGGCCCUGAGCUGGGCCUGGGACCUCCACCCACACAGAGGCUGUCUGCACCAAUCCGCCGGCAGUCUGUAGGCAGAGGACCCCAGCUCACCCCUGGGAUAGGCAACAUGCAACACUUCUUUGAUGACGAUGACAGGAUGGUCCCCAGUACGCCCACGCUGGUGGUGCCCCACCGGACGGAUGGCUUCGCUGAGGCCAUCCAUUCUCCCCAGGUAGCAGGAGUUCCCAGGUUCAGGUUUGGUCCUCCUGAAGACAUGCCUCAGGCCAGCUCGUCCCACUCUGACCUCGGACAGCUCGCCUCACAAGGAGGUCUAGGGAUGUACGAGAGUCCUCUGUUCCUGGCCGCUCACGAAGAGGAGUCUGGAGGGAGGAGUGUUCCUACCACGCCCUUACAGGUUGCUGCCCCGGUGACGCUCUUCAAUGAGUCCCACCCCUCUGAUGCCCAGGACAUGGCGUCCCAGUCUGUUCCCAUGGUGACGACAUCCACGAGUCACCACGGGCUGGCAGUGCCCGGCGGAGAGGCCGUCCCAGGAGAUGACGGGGACGAGGUGUUCAUGGAGGCAGACAGUGAAGGUACGAGUGGUGAAGCGUCCAUGGAGAGCCAGGCUGAGAUGGACUCUGCUCAGCCGUCAGACGAUGCCAGUCUGCCCUCCACAAGCCAGGAGCCCACAUCCAGCUCUGCCGACACCAGCAGUGGUGUGCAGCCCAAGCCCUCAGGCCGCCCCAUGGCCCAGCACCCUCUGCCCAUGAGGACAGCCAACAGGGGCAGGGCACUCAUCCGCAGAGGAGGUAUGGGCUUCCUUCGAGCAGGAAGAGGCCCCUUCGGUAGAGGAAACCUACCCCGCUAAUGAUGCCAUCAUGCACUGCUCCAUCCCCCUUCCUUCCUCCAAAGUAUCAAUCAUAGUGUCUUGGUCUACUUUAAAAAUCCAACCAAUUUGUGGUUGAGUUUUCUUCCCUAACUUUGUAUCAGUGGAUACCAUGUGCUUUAAAAAGGUUAAUUUUAGUUGUUUUGUAUUUGUUUCAAAAAUAGUAAUUGUUCCGUUGCUUUUGUUUUGCUAAUAAACUUUGAGAAAAAUCAAA
Molecule: messenger RNA, 8020 nt
Organism: Coregonus clupeaformis (lake whitefish)
Lineage: Eukaryota; Metazoa; Chordata; Actinopteri; Salmoniformes; Salmonidae
Product: nucleoprotein TPR
Exons: 47
Coding region: 82-7788 (2568 amino acids)
Biological process (GO): protein import into nucleus; mRNA export from nucleus
Cellular component (GO): nuclear pore
Molecular function (GO): structural constituent of nuclear pore
Source: RefSeq, a predicted model, not a curated record